AUGGCCAGACAAAGGCCCCGCCUACACCUCCAGGACCCUGAGGACUCUUCCACUGGAGCUCCCGCCAUUGCCACCUCUUCUUCCCUGAGAAUUACUCGCUCAGCUGCGAGACUUGCUGCAGACUCCCCCUCGUCCGCUGGCUCCGGCCUCUCUUCCUCGAUUCCAGCCGCUGGUUCGGCCCCAACUCGAAAGCGCAAGGCCCACGCACGCCGCGAUCGGUCUCUGGACGUUCCAGAAGAGACGAAUCCCCAAUCUCCUACCCGGAGAACCAAAAGACAGAGGCUCGCAUCUCCUCCUCAGCCAGCUACUACUGCUUCCACCAGUCGACGUGGUACCCGAAAUAGGCCAGCAAUGUCACAACAAGGUCCGUCAUCGAGCUCCCCGGAGGAAAGCACAAAGAAGCAGGCUUCGCCUCCGCCAUCGAGGCGAAAGUCCAGCAGACAUCGAGGAAAAGUAUCACAAGAUCGCCUCUCAGCCACGCAAUCUCCUCCCCCGCGUCGACAGAAGAAGCGCUCGUCGAGAACGAAUUCGGAUGUGAUGAUGAAAGAGGCAGAGGAGGAGCUGGACAAUCAUGAGCGCACUGCGAACCGGGAAUCUUCACCGUCGAAUGAUAGUAAUGAUGGCACGACUCCCUCCGGUAUGGACGAUGAUGAUGCAGAUCUGUUUCAUAACAGCCUUUUCGGUUCGCGAAGUCCGCUAGGGCUCCAGAGCACCCUUCGCGCACUCAGUGGCAUGAUGUCGGGCAUGUCGUCUCGACUGCGAGAGAUAUUAUGCAAUCUCAGAAUGAAAGAAGACCCUUCGAUCCAGUUGAUCGCGUUGCAGGAACUGUCUGACCUUCUACUUGUAUCAAAUGAGGACAAUCUUUCCGGCCAGUUUUCUCCAGAUCCCUACGUUAAGGAGUUGGUCUCUUUGAUGCAACCUGACCAGUUUGGCGAAGAGAACCCUGAAAUCAUGCUCUUAGCCUGCCGCUGUUUGGCUAACCUGAUGGAAGCUUUACGGGGCUCGGUUGCCAAUGUAGUUUACGGUGGAGCUGUCCCCAUCCUAUGCCAGAAACUACUGGACAUCCAGUUCAUUGACCUGGCUGAGCAAGCCCUCAGUACUUUGGCCAAAAUCUCGAUUGACUUCCCCGCUUCUAUCGUGCGAGAGGGCGGCCUGACAGCAUGCUUAACUUACCUAGAUUUCUUCCCCACAAGCACGCAACGUACGGCAGUGACAACUGCGGCCAAUUGUUGCCGCAACCUCCCUCAUGAUGCGUUUCCGGUUGUCCGAGAUGUGAUGCCCACGCUGCUAAAUGUUCUCUCGAGCAGCGACCAGAAAGUCGUCGAGCAGGGAUGUCUUUGUGUGUCGCGAAUUGUCGAAAGUUUCAAGUACAAGCCAGAGAAGUUGGAGGAACUGAUUGAACCCGAAAUGUUGAGGGCUGUGCUCCGUCUGUUGUUGCCGGGAACGACAAACCUUAUUGGACCUCACAUUCAUACCCAGUUCCUUCGCGUCCUGGCGAUCACAUCUAAAGCGAGCCCUCGGCUGUCCGUGGAGCUCCUCAAAAUGCACGUGGUCGACACCAUCUAUCAAAUUUUAACCGGUGUUUCGCCGCCCGAGAACCUUGAAGCCACGGGUGUUAGGAUGGAUAGCGUCUUGGUCAUGCAGGCUCUUAUUCACCGUCCGAGAGAACAGGUCUUCGAAACUCUCAAUGUCAUCUGCGAACUACUUCCUGAAGUCCCUCCAGGACGACAUGGUUCUUCAGCAGAUCGCAUGCUGGCAUCCUCCAUCGAAGAUAGCUCAGCCUUGGACGCCAAGCACCUUCAAGGACAGGAAUCCGCAGAGAAAAGACGUUCCCUGUUGAUGGAAUGCAAGGUUGAGCUCAAGCGCUUUGCCAUGAUCUUGCUGCCCACUCUCACAGACGCUUAUUCUAGUACGGUCAAUCUUGGAGUUCGGCGGGGGGUCCUCAUCGCCCAGCUCAAAAUGUUGCACAACCUGGAUGCCGCGUUAAUAGAGGAGGCCCUGCGCUCAGUUCCAUAUGCAUCAUACCUGGCUGCUAUUCUUUCACAGAAAGAUCAUCCAUCCCUGGUGUCGUUGGCUCUGCGAUGCGCAGAACUUCUCUUCAAGCGCCUCGAGCACGUAUAUCGGUAUCAGUUCCAUCGUGAAGGCGUCAUCUCGGAGAUCUUCAAGCUGGCUGAAGACCCCCUUUCCACUGACAAACAUUCGAAGGCGUCCCGCGAUACGCCCGGCACCGUUCCUAGGGAUCUCUCCAGUGAUUCACCCCGUGAGCCGAAAUCGGUUGCAUCAGAAGAUGAUGGUCAUGAUGAGGGUGGUCGCCAUGCAGCUGACGACGAAGACAAUGACCAAGAUGAUGAUCGGGAUGAGGAGAACGACGACAUUUCUGACUCGGAAAGCUCGUCCUCUUUCUCCGGUCACUACAAUACGACGAGAAUGGAAGAUGCUACCCAGGAUCUUGUCAUACGCGAUGCACGCGCCUUUGUCGAGCUCUAUGAAGCGAGCGAAGGCAAAGCCAUGCGAGAGCGGGCUCAGCAGAUUCUGGCUGAAUUGCAAAGCCUUGCAGCAGAUAUAGAGGAUUGCUAUCUUGGCGACGGAAACGGCGAAGGGCUCCCGCUUUUCCAGGAAUUAGCCUCAUACUUUGACGGAGAUGCGCUUGAAAGUAUCACCAGUGCUGAGUUGCUCAAUUCCGGAAUCAUCAAGGUGCUCUUGGAUGUGUUUGGUGAUCUACAAUGUUUGCUCCCUGUUUACAUUAUUCCUACGGCUAUUGACACGGUGACUGAUGCUUUUCAUGGGAUAGCUUCCUCCAUGCGCGACGCCCGUGCCGCGUUCCUGCAAGCCUUCAUGGGCUCAACGAUCUCAGAGAAAGCCCAGAGUCAAAGUACCGCCACAACUCCAUUCAGCGUGUUGAUCCAAAAGCUACAAGAUUUGCUUAGUCGAACCGAGCAUUUUGAAGUUAUCACCGUCAGUCACAAUUCACUAGAAAACACGCGUAUCAACGCCACCCACAUGCUGGGUAAGCAACUCAGACUCAAGCUAGUGGCCGAUGAGGAUUCAGAUAUUCCUCGUCCCUACAGAAACAUCAUGGUCUCGAUUCACGCUAUCGCAACGUUCAAAUCGUUGGAUGAUUUCCUCCAUCCCAGGAUAAGUCUUUCUGAUCGUCCCAAGGCGUCACGCAGCAGUGAUACGAUUCUUUCGCAGAUCGCCAGUGCGGCACGUCUCCGUGAACAGCUCGCUGGUGGGGGCGAGUUCUCUAGCAGUGACCUGCCAACCCAAUCAAGGCCGUCAGGGGGCACUAACCUGACGUCUGGUCGCGACGAAUCAAAAUUGCGCGACAAGAAGUCCCCUGUCGGACACCGUGAUGUUGCAUCGAGAUCCAGACAAGGUGGGCGGCAUUCGAGCGCUCCGGAAGACGAAUCAGAGCACGACGACGAGCCAUUAGAAUGUGCGGACGAGAGGCAUUUGAGCGAGGACGAAGAAGACGAGGACGAGGACGGCGAUGAGGAGCUCAAUGCCAUCGUCGACGAUCUGGAAGAUGACCUAUCAGAUGACAACCAUCACGACCCCACUGCCGUGAACAUGGAAGUGGCUUCUACAGGCAAGGUAACAGCACGGAAGGAGGACGGAACUCGUGUGGCGACGCCGUCUCAGUCGACUCCCGCAUCCAAGUCAUCUUCAUCCGCCGCAAAUACAGUCGCGAAUACGACAGAAAGCAGCUCGCUGGCCACUGCUGGUCGACCCUUCGCUUCUUACGCGGCCGCUAUGACCUCCAUUCCUCAAGACUGGCACAUCGAGUUCAGCGUAGAUGACAAGCCUGUCUCCAGUGACACCACAAUCUACCGUGCGGUCCAUCACAAUCGCGAGCACGCGGAUGCUGGGCCAAGGAAUGUGUGGUCUGCCAUUCACACUGUCAAAUUCAGGCGGGUUCCGGGACCACCGCCCCCGGAGCCUUCUACCAUUACGCCCGGCCUCGAAGAAGAACUGUCCAGCAACGGCGCUGAGAUGCCAUCCUCUCUGAGCAAAGAUUCCAUCACAGCGCCGAUCCUACGUCUCCUUCGGUCUUUGCACGAGAUGAAUGUCACUUUAGAUGACAUACUUGCUGAUACCAAGGAGCUCGUAGCACUAAGACCGGAGCCGCUGGCACAAUUUAUCAACACCAAGCUCACUGCCAAGCUCAACCGUCAGCUCGAGGAACCGCUCAUCGUGGCUAGCAGCUGCCUGCCUAGCUGGAGCGAAGAUCUGGCACGGCUUUUCCCCUUCCUAUUCCCCUUUGAAACUCGGCAUCUAUUCCUUCAGUCAACUGCUUUUGGCUAUGCCCGAGCGAUGAUGAGAUGGCAAAAUUCCCAGAAUGCGGAUGACAGCCGGAGCGACCACCGACGCGAUGACCGACCAUUCCUGGGACGUCUCCAGCGACAAAAGGUCCGAAUCUCCAGAAGUCGCAUCCUUGAGUCGGCCAUGAAGGUCAUGGAGCUCUACGGUUCUUCGCCCAGCGUUCUCGAGGUAGAAUACUUCGAGGAAGUCGGAACGGGAUUGGGCCCGACUCUUGAGUUUUACUCCACAGUCUCGAAGGAAUUCUCCAAGAAGAAGCUCAAGAUUUGGAGAGAAAACGACUGCCACAAUGACGAAGAGUUUGCCUUCGGCAAGCGUGGCUUGUUCCCGGCUCCCAUGAGUGAGGAACAAGCUGCCUCGGAGCCCGGAAAGAAACAACUGAGCUUGUUCAAAACGCUUGGAAAGUUCGUUGCUCGGUCGAUGCUUGACUCUAGGAUCAUCGAUAUCUCUUUCAACCCGGCCUUCUUCCGUAUUGCCGAUAGCUCUUCCUCGGUGGCUCCGUCUCUGGGCACAGUUAAAGCCGUCGACCAGGAUCUUGCAAACUCUCUUCUGUUGCUGAAGCGCUUCGCGAACGCGAAGAGGGCAAUCGACCGCGAUCGGACUCUCUCGGCCGCAGCGAAGUCGCAAGCUCUGCAGAAUGUCGAAAUUGACGGCGUCAGAGUAGAAGAUUUGAGUCUUGACUUCACUCUGCCUGGUUAUCCUUCAAUUGAACUAAUCGAUAACGGUUCCAACGUUCCUGUGACGAUUGAAAAUGUUGACGAGUACGUUGAUCGAGUGGUCGACAUGACACUGGGUAGCGGCGUGCAACGUCAAGUGGAAGCGUUCCGGACUGGGUUCUCGCAGGUCUUCCCGUACUCUGCGCUUCGGACUUUCACCCCCAAUGAGCUCGUCAUGCUGUUCGGAAGGGCCGAAGAAGAUUGGACUAUUGAGACUCUCAUGGACUCAAUCAAGGCCGAUCAUGGAUUCAAUAUGGAUAGCAAGAGCGUCCGAAACUUACUGCAGACAAUGAGCGAGUUGGAUACACAGCAACGGCGCGAUUUCCUCCAAUUUGUCACCGGCAGCCCGAAGCUUCCCAUUGGAGGUUUCAAGAGUCUCACCCCUAUCUUCACCGUUGUCUGUCGUCCCAGUGAACCUCCUUACACCCCCGAUGACUACCUCCCCAGCGUCAUGACGUGUGUGAACUACCUGAAAUUGCCAGACUACAGCAGUCUGGAGGUUCUUCGAGAGAGGCUUUCCGUUGCUAUUCGAGAGGGUCAGGGUGCCUUCCACCUGUCCUGA
Molecule: messenger RNA, 5598 nt
Organism: Aspergillus viridinutans
Lineage: Eukaryota; Fungi; Ascomycota; Eurotiomycetes; Eurotiales; Aspergillaceae
Product: HECT-type E3 ubiquitin transferase UFD4
Exons: 7
Coding region: 1-5598 (1865 amino acids)
Biological process (GO): protein polyubiquitination; proteasome-mediated ubiquitin-dependent protein catabolic process
Cellular component (GO): nuclear speck
Molecular function (GO): ubiquitin protein ligase activity
Source: RefSeq, a predicted model, not a curated record